AUGCGUCUUCCGUUGCACGUGAGGACACGGGAAGCAGACUAUGAGGCCUCUGCAGGCCCAGCAGUUCAGUGUGUGCCUCCUGGCCGCGAUGGGGUGAGGCCCUCACUUCCUCCGGCGACGAGCACCGCGCCCGGCAGCGCCCGCCUGGAGCUCUCCCGCGCCGCGGCCUCGGUCUCCGGGCUCGCCUGCAUCUACUCGGCCCUCAUCCUGCACGAUGAGGAGGUGACCGUCACGGAGGACAAGAUCAACGCUCUCAUUAAAGCAGCCGGAGCGAAAGUCGAGCCUCUCUGGCCGGGCUUGUUUGCAAAGGCUCUGGCCGGCGUCGGCAUCGGGAGCCUCCUCCGCACCGUGGGGGCCGGUGGGCCCGCAGGGUCCCGCCCCGCAGGAGGCCACGCCCACGCCACCCCCGCCCCGGCAGGAGGCCCCGCCCCCGCCGCCGCCGCCGCCGCCCCGGCUGAGAAGAAAGUGGAUGCGAAGAAAGAAGAGGCCGAGGAGUCUGAUGACGACAUGGGCUUUGGUCUUUUUGACUAAACCUCUGCAGGAACACAUCCAAUAAAAAGCUGAGCUCUUAAAAAAAAAAAAAAAAAA
Camelus dromedarius (Arabian camel) is the source of this 588-nucleotide messenger RNA. RefSeq names its product large ribosomal subunit protein P1-like. Gene Ontology annotation, molecular function: protein kinase activator activity; structural constituent of ribosome; ribonucleoprotein complex binding. The record is from RefSeq and is a predicted model, not a curated record. Lineage: Eukaryota; Metazoa; Chordata; Mammalia; Artiodactyla; Camelidae. The transcript has 2 exons. Gene Ontology annotation, biological process: translational elongation; cytoplasmic translation. Gene Ontology annotation, cellular component: ribosome; cytosolic large ribosomal subunit. Bases 1 to 531 code for a protein of 176 amino acids.